AUUUUUUGUAUAAUUUCUUAUAUAAAUUAUACCUCUUAUAUAUUAAUUUCUCAUAUAUUAAUAUAACAAAAAUAAUACAAACAGUAGAUCACUGGUAAAUAUCUGUACACAAAAUUUUUACUAUAUUCACACAUCUUUAAAGUAGCUGAAUUCAGACAUUUUCAAUUUUAAUAUUUUGAUAACUUAUUCUAAAUCACAGAAUCAAAGUAUUCCAUAGGAAAUUAUGUACUCCAAAUUUGAUAAUUGUGUAGAGCACCCCCUUGGUAUAUUGUGCAAGUGUACAGAUUACCAAGAAAUAUUAAAUAAAUUCACAUCUUAUAAUAUUGGUACAGAACAUUAUUUAAAACCUAAAGUAAAUGUAGAACCAAUUGCUUCAGCAAAAGUUCUGUGGAUAAACAACCGUUUAAAAUUAGAUGAAGAUAUUUCAAAACCAAUACUUCUUUAUCCUCAAGAACAAUCAAAUAUUACUGCUUACAAUGUAGACAAAAUAUGGAUGCCUAUUGUAUCAAAUUUAAUACCUCUAAAAUUGAUAUUUAAACUUUAAACUUUUGAUUCUUAUUUUAUAAUAUUUAUAAUUUAUAU
Molecule: messenger RNA, 582 nt
Organism: Apis mellifera (honey bee)
Lineage: Eukaryota; Metazoa; Arthropoda; Insecta; Hymenoptera; Apidae
Exons: 2
Coding region: 224-544 (106 amino acids)
Source: RefSeq, a predicted model, not a curated record